Aphanomyces astaci is the source of this 1167-nucleotide messenger RNA. RefSeq lists its product as hypothetical. The record is from RefSeq and is a predicted model, not a curated record. Bases 36 to 1046 code for a protein of 336 amino acids. NCBI's taxonomy places the organism in Eukaryota, Oomycota, Saprolegniomycetes, Saprolegniales, Verrucalvaceae. The transcript is spliced from 6 exons.
CGAUUUUGUAACUGCAAUUAACUGCUUGAUCGAUCAUGCCGACAGGUAACGCCGACCCCCACGACAACACGAUGACGCGGUGGACAUCCAAAGCAACUAGUGAUGACGCCAUCGAACCAUCUCCUCCUUCCUCUUCUUCUGCCCCGCCGUCGGACGGACUGGCCUCGUUCGACUUGUUCGUCCAGUGGGUGCUUCUCUCGCCUACAUCCACCGUGGACGCCCACUGCGCUUCCAUGUGGCCCGCAGAUCUAGACGCGUUGGAUGACGACGAGGUUACUUCUCGUGAAGCUACGGAUGGGGCGGAAUUUGCCACUACUACCGACGCCAAGCUGGCGCAAGCGUCCGUCGAAGCUGACCACGAAGACCUAGCCGAUACUCUGUUUGCCAUCGAGCGUGAAAUCGACGCAUUGGAUGAGGCGUUGGUAUCGCUCGAGCACGACAAGACCACCGACGAACUGGAACUAGCGCAAUGUGAGCGACAUCUCCUCCAACGUUUGAAAGAUCGAGAUGAGACGGUAGCCGACCAAUAUGCAUUGGAGCAUCAAAUCGCACAAGUCCAACAAUUGGGCUCCCCACAAGACAUUGUAUCGUCAAUAAUCACCACGACUCCGUCGUCGUCCAAGUUGUUGCGGCGGGGCAUGACGAGGUUAAACUUACCCUUUGGAUGGUCGUCCAAGAACCAAUCAAACCCGUCGGCGUCGUUGGAAUUGGACAUUGAUCUCUACCACGAUACGACCCAAGUUCACAAAGAUAUUGAAUUAUACGAAAAAAGACUGGCGCAUGAAAAGCUAUCGCUCGCAGAAGCCAAGUCGGACUUGGAUACCCAAAUAUUUAGCAACAGGUUGCUUGCAAAGAAAUGCGCCAAGCUCCAAGAAAGCCGCAAAGCAUUCCUAGCGACUCAAAUUGAAGCCAAGGACGACUUGGACCAAAUGCAAACCGCUUAUGCUGCGACCGUGGCCAAACUGAAAAUGGUGUCCAAUGUUGCCACCACCAUCCGAAAAAACAACGCCACUGCUAGCACCCCCCACGCCCGGGCGUCGACUUAACAUUGCAAUACUCAACGGCCCCAUAUUGAAGCGUAUACGAUUGUGAAUAUUCGCUAUAUACGUCCAAAUUUCUAAAUUCGCGCGAUUAUCAAUAUUAAAUCACGCUGGAGUUCUGAUUGGU